CGGAAGUGGGAUGUGAUGUGAAAACUCGCCCUGCACUUUUCCCUUUCCCCCUCUGUGUGCAGCGGAACACGGCGAGAGGAAAAGAACAAAACCGUUUCGAUAAAAGCAAUGGUCCUGGCUGCGACCUCGGUGAAUUAGUGUGGAGUCGGAUGCUGGUUUGUUGAAAAGAAAAGCGCUGUGUGGGGAAAAGUCCGGAGCUGAGGAGCAGGUAACGGGUUCGGUUCCGAUCUGAGCGGACACGGACUUUCAGGGGACAAGACAAAGUUGUUCAGAGAUGUAGUGUGUGUUCUGCAGUGGGAGACUCUGAUGCCUCACCAUGUUACUCUUCCUGCUGUUGGUCCUACAUCCUAAAGCCAAUGCUCAGAUAGAUCCAGUACUGUGUCGCUACCCUCUUGGCAUGGAGGAUGGCAGAAUCAAAAAUGAUGACAUCACAGCCUCCAGCCAAUGGUACGACACGACCGGGCCGCAGUACGCCAGGCUGAACAGGGAGGAGGGUGAUGGCGCCUGGUGUCCUGCCGGUCAGCUACAGCCGUCUGAUGUCCAGUACCUGCAGCUGGACCUUCGUCGGCUCACCUUCCUCACAGUGGUGGCCACACAGGGCCGAUACGCCCGCAGCUCCGGCAACGAGUUUGCACGCAAGUACCGGCUCACCUACAGCCGAGACGGCCAUCGCUGGCUCUCCUGGAGGAACCACUUCGGCGAAGAGAUUAUCAUGGCGAAUGUGAACACGUAUGCGUCGGUGGGGAAAGACCUCCACCCGCCCAUCAUCACACGUUUCCUCCGCCUCAUCCCCGUCACAGACGCCAUGCACACGGUCUGUAUGCGUGUCGAGCUCUUCGGCUGCCCCUGGCAAGAUGGGUUAACGGCGUACAGCGCUCCUGAGGGCCACACCAUGAUGGCUCCAGGAUAUCCUAUCACCCCUCUCAACGACUCCACCUACGACGGAGUUCAGGAGCGCAGGAGGGUGCUGGGUGGUCUGGGUCAGCUGACAGACGGUGUGAUUGGGCUGGAUGAUUUCUCUCAGACCCGUCAGCACAUGCCCUGGCCUGGUUAUUACUACGUGGGCUGGAGAAACGACUCUCUCGGACCCGGCUACAUCGAGAUGGAGUUUCAGUUUGACAGGCAGAGGAACUUCACCUCCAUGAAGGUGCACAGCAACAACAUGUUUGCACGUGGAGUUAAGGUCUUUUCAUCCGUAUCGUGUGUGUUUAAGCCCCGGCUCAUCUCACAGUGGGAGCAGGAGCCCGUGGAGUUCUCCACAGUUCUGGACGACCGGAACCCAAGCGCUCGGUAUGUCACUGUGCCUCUGGAGCGACGAACGGCCACGGCUGUCCGCUGCAGGUUCUACUUCGCCGACACCUGGAUGAUGUUCAGUGAGAUCUCCUUCCAGUCUGCGACCAACCCGCUGCCCACCCUGAGACCUCCGGUGAUGACAUCACUGCCAUUUGAAAUGCAGAGCCAAGCACCGACUACAAAUACAGCAGCUACAGGUGCACAGUGUCAUGAUGCCAGCAUGGCAACGUCGAAGCCCCGCCCACCCGAAGAGAGCAGCACGUCCAUUCUGAUUGGCUGUCUGGUCACCAUCAUCCUCCUGCUGGUGGUGAUCAUCUUCCUCAUUCUCUGGUGGCAGUAUGUGUGCAAAGUCAUGGAGAAGGGUCCGAGGCGUAUCCUGGAUGAGGAGGUGAUGGUGCAUUUGCCCUGCAGCAGUGAGUCUCCUCAGUCGCCCCCUCUGGACUCUCUGGACUCUCCAUAUGAGAGAGUGUUUCUGCUCGAUCCACCCACACGCACUCCGGAACGCACUGAGCUUAGAGCCAAAGCCCCGGAUUGCGGUGAUGGUUAUGCUGAGCCGGACAUUACCCAGUGCACCCAUCACCAGAGUCUCCAGUCCAGUGUUCCUCACUACGCUGAGACCCUAAUUGUGAAGCUGCAGGGUGUUACCGGCGGCAACACCUACGCCAUCCCCGCCCUCACCGCAGACUCUCUGACACGUAAAGACAUCACCGCUGCUGAAUUUCCAAGGGAACGCCUCAUCUUCCGUGAGAAACUGGGGGAGGGGCAGUUUGGAGAGGUGCACCUGUGUGAGGCGGAGGGUCUGGUUGAGUUUUUAGAAGAGGAUGCUCCUCCGUUAUUUGAUGACCAGAGCUCGGUGCUGGUGGCAGUGAAGCAGCUCAGAGCCGACGCCACCACCAACGCCAGGAAUGACUUCCUGAAGGAAAUAAAGAUCAUGUCUCGCCUGAACAACUCGAACAUCAUCCGCCUGCUGUGUGUGUGCGUGCACUCGGACCCCCUGUGCAUGGUGACGGAGUACAUGGAGAACGGAGACCUCAACAUGUUCCUCUCUCAGAGAGAGAUCGAGAGCACGCUCACCCAUGCCAACAACAUCCCCUCUGUCAGUAUGGCAGACCUGUUGCACAUGGCCGUUCAGAUUGCAUCAGGGAUGAAGUACCUGGCGUCUCUGAACUUUGUGCAUCGAGACCUGGCCACGCGGAACUGCCUCCUGGACCGACAGCUCACCAUCAAGAUCUCCGACUUCGGCAUGAGCAGGAACCUGUACAGCAGCGACUACUACAGAAUCCAGGGCCGAGCCGUGCUGCCUAUACGCUGGAUGGCCUGGGAGAGCAUCCUGCUGGGUAAGUUCACCACAGCGAGUGACGUGUGGGCGUUUGGUGUGACUCUGUGGGAGAUCUUCACUCUGUGUACGGAGCAGCCCUACAGUCUACUGACAGACGAGCAGGUCAUCGAGAACAGCGGAGAGUUCUUCAGGAACCAGGGGAGACAGAUUUACCUAUCCCCUCCCCCGCUGUGCCCCGCCCCUCUGUAUGAGCUGAUGAUGCGUUGCUGGAGACGUGACAUCAGAGACCGCCCCUCCUUCAACAGUCUGCACCAGGCCUUACGACUCCACUCUCCCCGCUCCUGAGUGGCAUACGCUCCAGCCAAUCAGCUCUGGCCAUGAGCCCGACCCAACCAAUCAGCUCUGAGUGUGAGCCUGCAGUCUUUCCCCUGAUGAGAACCAGAAACUGGACAGGCUUGAUGUAGCGGUGUGGAAGAGAAACGACGAUGAUGAUGUCAUCUUGAUACACUCUUUUCUGGGUUUCAGUCCUGCAUCGCGUGUUAGCACGGUUCUGUGCUAAUCAUAAAUUAGCAUGUUGGCAUCAGAGAGCGGUGCAGAGGUCUGUUGGGACUCGGGGGUGUGGCUCCAGUCCAUAGACACUUGAGAUGUUUUUUAAUUUGAAUAGUUAUUUUCAUUUCCUGUCCUUGUGAUAUGUUGUGUCUCUGAGCCUACUGUAUGCUCACGGCCUUAAAGGCACGGUUCAGCCCAGAAUGAAAAUGUACACAAGGUGUUUUUGAACUCUGAUAAAGCUGAUUUAGUGAGUGUGUGAGGAUUUCGGUGUGCAGUGCUAAACUGGCGGCUUUAGGCUUCCAUCACUCAUGAGCUACAUGAGCCUUAAGCUCCGUGUGCUGGCUCAUCAGGGGGAAUGUGUACAUUUCAUUUUCUGCUGAAAUGUUCCUUUAAGGAGCCAACUGGAGGAGUGUGUGUGUGUGUGUGUGUGUGUGUGUGUGUGUGUGUGUGUGUGUGUGUGUGUGUGUGUGUGUGUGUGAGCCCUGUGGUCCCUCAUCGCUCAGCACUACUGCCUGUGUGUGUGUGUGUGUGUGUGUGUGUGUGUGUGUGUGUUCACUCCCUCCCCACACUGGAGUUAUGAAUGAAUCCUGACUAUAAUGUGGAUCUUUUUUUUUUUUUAAAUGUUUGUAGUUUUCUGUAUAUGAAUGUUCUACAGGUUCAUUUGAGAGAGCAGAACUACUGUCAUAGCUAAACGACUGGAGCGCUUUCCUGAGAGACACUCUGACUGUGUUGUAUGCUGGGGGUGCCAAAACUUUUACCAAGACUUCAGCAGUCCUCAGAGUUGUGUACUGAUAUGUUUCCAAUAUUAUAGACUUAAAAGUGCAUAGCACACCGACAACUUCCUAACACAGCACAAGCACCUCCAGUGGUGCAUUAUGGGUAAGGGCGUGAGCUACCCAUAUAUGUAAAUGUCAUUUGGAACGUUGCGUGUUAAUAUUCCGACGCUCCUGAACAUCCUGAUCAGCUCUGAUAGAUCUCUAGGACUUUGUGUAAGGCAAACAUGAACCCAAACACAAGAAAGAGUACCUGAAGUGUGGAGAACCGGAGUACCCCAGACUGGACCUCUCUGGCUCUUUGCUGAAGGCACAUGACUCUGAAGAGCACGUCUCCCUUCUCUCGUCACUAAUAUUAUAAUGAGCUUUAUUCUGUGGUGCUUACGCUUUCAUCAAGCGUUCCUGUGUGCAUGAGGUCUCGUUCACUCGGUCUCUCCACUUCCUGUGUGGUUCGGCUCUCGGGAGGGGAUUUGAAGUGGAUCUCCUGUGUGUGUGUGUGUGUGAUCUCUGUUAUAAAUAGAGUGUGUAUGGUUGGGGCGUGUACAUAAGCAGAACAGAUGUGUGUAAUAUAUACGGGGUGAAGGAGGACAUGUUGUGGCAUAGCGUUUCUCUCAGAGCUUUUCUUCUGCUCCUGUUUUCUUCUUUCUCAUUAAAUAUCCAAUCUGACUCCA
Molecule: messenger RNA, 4565 nt
Organism: Neoarius graeffei (lesser salmon catfish)
Lineage: Eukaryota; Metazoa; Chordata; Actinopteri; Siluriformes; Ariidae
Gene: ddr2l
Product: discoidin domain receptor family, member 2, like
Exons: 17
Coding region: 317-2917 (866 amino acids)
Biological process (GO): multicellular organism development; cell surface receptor protein tyrosine kinase signaling pathway; positive regulation of kinase activity
Cellular component (GO): signaling receptor complex; membrane
Molecular function (GO): collagen binding; ATP binding; protein tyrosine kinase collagen receptor activity
Source: RefSeq, a predicted model, not a curated record